Molecule: messenger RNA, 1236 nt
Organism: Anopheles coustani
Lineage: Eukaryota; Metazoa; Arthropoda; Insecta; Diptera; Culicidae
Exons: 6
Coding region: 192-1178 (328 amino acids)
Biological process (GO): synapse organization
Cellular component (GO): neuron projection membrane
Source: RefSeq, a predicted model, not a curated record
CGACAACGGUGAACGUGUUGACGUUUGGUACGCAAUCUAGCCGAAACAUUGAAUCUGACAGUCCCGGCUGACCAGAGGCGAAGGCAGAUCCGGCCGUAGACAGUAGUAGCGUCGUGAAAAGCACAUCAUUUCAGCCACCAUUACUCAUUCCCACGCUACCUGACGUGCGACGCAGUCGAGUCGUCCAUUCGAUGCCUUAUCAGAGCAAGCAUCACCACGAACGCCACUGGGGUCCAUUUUUCGAGGAACCGGUCAACGUGACUUCCGGAGCGGCCUUGCCCGUUGGAUAUCAUUUAUCAACGGAGGCCAUCCUCAACUGUAGGGUAGGAAUGCUGAAAGAUAAAACGGUGAUGUGGAUCCGCCGGACCACCGAUAAGGUGUCAUUACUCACCGUCGGCAAUAAUACGUACAGCGGGGACCCGAGGAUAAAGGUGAAGUUUCAAUAUCCCAAUAAUUGGAGGCUACAUAUCAACCCGAUCAAAUCGGACGACGCCGGACUGUACAUGUGCCAGGUGUCGACACAUCCUCCUCGGGUUUUCGCAACGAAUCUGACGGUGCUGGAACCCGCCGUCCGGAUAGUGGACGAAAUGGGCUACGAGUUCUACGAUCGUUACUAUAAACUGGGCAGCACGAUAGAAAUAUCUUGCCAAGUGUCGACGUCGUAUUUGGCGACUUUGCCCCCGGUCUCCGCGUCAGCGUCUCAACGAUCGAAGUCAUCUGUGGUGGCAUCCAACACCCUCGGCCAUAUAUUUCCCCCAGGAGGAAGCAACGAACGAGUAAUGCAUGGACCACCGAAGAAUCUGAAAGACGAUAACAAGCUGACCGAUGCUACGGAGAAAGGGUUGAUUAGCUGGACCAAGGAUGGCGCCGAACUGCCGAAGGAUGUCAAGAUGAGUUUUAGCGGAACCAAGCAGUGGCUCAUAAGCCGCAUAUCGAUCCUGCAGGCGAACCGUGUUCACAAUGGCGUCUACAACUGCACCGUCGCUGGCAAGCAGAGUACGUCGGCCCAGGUGCAGGUUCUGAACGGUGAGACGCCGGCCGCAGUGCAGCAUAACUCUGGGCAUCGACGGGAGGAAGCGUUCGUCCUGGUUGGCAUCAAUACGAUAAUGGCGCUAUUGUCGUGGUGUAUACUACUGAAUCUCGGCUGGUUUCAAUUGAAACGAUUGCAAAUUCGAUGAGAAAUUGUUCACAUUCUUUCUAAAGCCGUUAAAAUACAGCAAAAUCGAACGAACUGAG